This is a messenger RNA of Coccinella septempunctata (seven-spotted ladybird), 1278 nucleotides long. RefSeq names its product 28S ribosomal protein S31, mitochondrial (gene mRpS31). The record is from RefSeq and is a predicted model, not a curated record. Lineage: Eukaryota; Metazoa; Arthropoda; Insecta; Coleoptera; Coccinellidae. Bases 127 to 1239 code for a protein of 370 amino acids. Gene Ontology annotation, molecular function: structural constituent of ribosome. Gene Ontology annotation, cellular component: mitochondrial small ribosomal subunit. The transcript is spliced from 7 exons.
UAAAUUUCCAAAUUUGAAAAUUUUAGCCAGAGACAGGUUCAUAGACAAACAGGACAGGUUGUCUCUGAUUUUAGCAUACUCUUUUUUAAUAUUAUACUAUAGUCAAACACUGCUGGCAGGUUCAAAAUGAGUAAAUUAGCGUUGGUUACACCUGUUAGGUAUCCUUUCAAAUCUAGUAAGAAUAAAUUUGUAGUUUCACUUUGUUCACGCUGGUACUGUAAAUCUGAUCAUGAAUCGUCUGACGUAAAAUCGAUUGAGGAUCAGAAAAAGGAUACUAACAAAUCUGAUACUAAUGAGAAGGCGAGAUUAACAAGGUUGAAUACUCUUUUGAAAACAAUGAUUGAAGAUUCACCCAAAUUGACUGCAUCACGUACUGUAGAACUAGCAAAGCCGAUUGCAAAAUGGGGAAAGUCGAUAAAGAAUGUCAAUAAUGAAACGCCAACACAAGCACCUAAAAUUAAAGCAGAGCAGGACAUUAUAACAGCGGCUAAAGAAGUUGCUGAAACAUUAGGUGGUGACACAAAAAAAACAGAGUCUGAACUGUUGAAAAAACUACUUGGCAAUAAGGAAGAGGAGGAAACAGAUGCAAUAUCAAGCCUGAGUGAUAUACUUAAAGGUAUGAAAAUAGAUAGAAGCAAACCACAUGUAGAACAAAAAACCCGUUCAGAACAAGUAAGGCAGUUGAUGAAUCGAAACAUGAAGCGACAUCAACCAAGUCCAGGAAGGCCCAAACAAAAUGAACCUCCUAAGAGAAGACAAAUUAGAAACUUUGAUAUUAUCAAUCUUUAUGGAACCGAACCAUUAGGAAUAUUUACAAGUGAUCCUAAAGAAUACACUGACCAUGUGGAAAAUACUACAUGGAAAUCUUUAACACAAAGGGAAAUGAAACUGCUUACCACUCAUCCUCCCAGUAAUUAUUUCCAAGAAAUGAUACUGUGGACAGAACAGGGCAAACUGUGGAAAUUUCCCAUUGACAACGAACAAGGCCUUGAAGAGGAGAAUAACAUAUCAUUUGCUGAACACGUAUUUCUGGAUAAACAUCUGGAAUCAUGGUGUCCACCAAAAGGACCUAUUCGACACUUUAUGGAAUUAGUAUGUAUUGGUCUAUCCAAAAAUCCUUACCUCACAGUGAGCGCAAAAAUAGAACACAUUGAGUGGUACAGAAACUAUUUCGAGGAUAAACGGAAUCUUCUUAAAGAUGUUGGUGCUGCAUUGAAUGAGCAAAAAUGUUUGGAAUGAAAGUGUAGAAAACAAUGAAAAUAAAAAUGCAUUUAUAUA